Molecule: messenger RNA, 5275 nt
Organism: Cheilinus undulatus (humphead wrasse)
Lineage: Eukaryota; Metazoa; Chordata; Actinopteri; Labriformes; Labridae
Gene: c12h21orf91
Product: chromosome 12 C21orf91 homolog
Exons: 5
Coding region: 98-970 (290 amino acids)
Source: RefSeq, a predicted model, not a curated record
CGCGCCGAUGUUUGUGCUCACUGAGGCGAAGGAGAACUGAGGGGUCCACGCCAGAGGAAUAGCUGUGUGAAGAUAUUCUUUGAGGUAAAGGGGCAGCAUGGAUGAAGAGGAGCAGUUUGUGAACAUCGAUCUGAACGAUGACAAUAUCUGCAGUGUCUGCAAGCUUGAGACAGAAACAGGGACCUUAUCUUUUUGUCAUGUCUGCUUUGAACUAAGCAUCGAAGGCGUCUCCUCUGCCACCUUGUUGCACUCAAAGUCCCUGCGAGGCCACAGAGACUGCUUUGAGAAAUGCCACCUCAUCGCCAACCAGAAGCUGUCACGUUCCAAGGUCUCCAGAAGUGCCUACGAGGGCAUGAAGCUGGCCCUCAGCCAGAAACUGAACCGCAUCAUCCAGUAUGCACAGAACAAAGACCCCGUCUCCUCCAACGGCACCAGCAGACGGGGGGCCAAGCUGCUCUGUCUCAGCCAGCAGAGCGACUGCAAGCUGCUGCCCCAGUCAGACGCACAGGUACCACGGUACGCCCCCCGCUGGGACACGUGCAAAGCUGCGGGGCUGCCUGAUUACGCCAUGGGGAUGUUGGAGUGCCACACUGCGGAGGAGCUGGGGCUGCUGCAGGAGUCACAGUCUGAUGUUUGGUCUAAAGAUGGCAGGAAAGGUCUGCACAGCCGGAAACCAUCAUCAGGAGGACAGACACAGCACAGAUACCAGGGACACAGCAGAGAUGAAUUGUCUAAAAUGAGUGUGGAUGAACUCCAUCAGCUGAACACCCAGCUACUGAUGCAGCUACAGAAGGUCUUUGAGGACCUGACCGUGGCCGUGCAGGAAAAAGACUCAUUGGCGUCGGAGCUACAUGUGCGUCACAUCGCCAUCGAGCAGCUCUUCAAGAACUGUGCCAAACUGCCGUGGCUUCAGAUCAGCAGGGCCGGAGUCAAAGCUAGCAGCAGUGGCAGCAGCGGCCCCGUGGAGUGACGACCAAGAGUGAGGCGGAAGCUGACGAACACUUUAAGCUGUCUGAGGAGCCUUUAUGUACACUGAGUGACUUUUACAGCACUACGGCGGUGUAAGAUCUACAUUAGAGAAGCAUUAAAGGCUGAGUGGACUUGGCCUCUGCUCUCCUGGUUGCAGUGAUGAUGCAAGGAUUAACAGUGGUUUGCUGUUAAAACAAACUGCUCAUAUGGCCUGAAUUACACCCAACUCAUGGACUCAGAAUAGAUUUUGAUAGUGGAGUUGGGCCCCAGUACAAGACGAGGAUGUCUUUUCUUCAUGAAAGAUUUACCUUCACAUAGACUGAAAACUGUGUCUGCAAAAUUCUCAUCAAUAAUAUUUGUCUGGUUUUAUUUUUUACUUUGGUUUAACUUUUGUCAAACGUUUCAGUCAAACAGUUUUCAUUUUUAGAUACUUUUGAGUUUCUUGUCAUGUUAGACAUGACUUUUUAAUCCUGGGUUUUAGCAUUGCUGAAUACUUCUCUGUAUGUCAUCUGAUGGUGUGUUACAGUAUUGUAUAACAUAGCUUUGAUGCAGAUUAUAGGGGCAAUGGUAGUAUGAGCAUUUCAAGUGCAUUUGUAACUAAAAAUAGAAGCACAUGUGCGUAAAGCCUUUGAUAAGCUGCCCAAUCUACCCACCUACCUAUCAGACACUGCUGAAAGUAGAGUUUGAUUUGUCUUUUAAUGUUAAAACAUUAACAAGGUUUUAUUUUGUUUAUCUAAGCUGCUCAAAGUGGCGUAAUGAAUUCAAAAUUAGUUUCAGCCUUACUCUCAGAUGCUCUAAUUGGACAAGACAGUUUGAGCAGAUAUUCCUACAAAUACUCAACAUUUUACAUUCUUAGGGCCUGUGUCCAUAGCUGCAGAUUUUUGCACUGAAGGCACCCACAAUCUCUCACAGAUGCUUAUUGUUGCUAGGUAACAAAAGUUGACUUCUGCUGUUCUCUAAAGGAUCUGUAAGGUCUGUGUCAAACAGCGCCUUGUGCUUAGUAGUUGCCUUUGUUCAAGGAAAUAUCAAAACAGUUGUCAAGGUAUCCUGUCCUGGUAUUGGAAGCUGAUCUUGGUUUGGAAUUCGUGCCCGAGUCAGAUCUAAUGGUCUCUCCUCUGCCAUUGCUUUUGACAAAGCUAAUAUCAGAAAUCCUGCCCAUCUUUAAUAAGAUUGGUCAGUGAGGGAGAAGUGACAAUAGCAAGCACAGAAUUGUUCAAAAAAUGUAACUUUUCUCAGCUGAGACUACCAUGAGCAUCGUUGUUAGGUAGUGUUAUUUUUUAAACAUUACAACCCUUGUUGCCCUCAUACUUGCGUGCAUCUGUCAUGUUGGAGUGGACAACUAACCCACUAGUUGUCGCCAUCUUUCAUGGAGCUACUUUGUUGCUGCUCCGUCCAUCCCAUAGACUGAAGAAAGAACCAUCUGUCCUCUGCUCAGCUGUGCUUUUGUAGUUGUCCCUGUGCCCAGUUGAGCGAAUAUCAUUGAUAUUUUUAGAAACUCACUCAAUAUAUGGAGGUAUUUUUUUAAACUCAGUUAAGUUCCACCUUUUUUCAAAACGAUUCUUCUUUGUCGUCUUCUGCUCUAGGGUCAGGUUUGCCGAUGGUAUUGCUAGGUUUGGUCCGUAUCAUUAAGCUUUGCGAGAAUAUACAAAAAAGGAUGAAAUGAACGCUGAGUAUGAACAGAAAGGUCUAUGUGUAUCCGUCUCAAAUGUAGAAUAUCAAUGAACUUUUAUAUUAUCAAAAAUGUAAACCCAAGUUAGUUGCAAAAACAGCACACAGCUGACAGUAGACUUUUCUCUGCCUUCAAAUAUGUCGCCCCCCACGUCAUUACAAAACCUUGUCUAAGGCUAGAAUCUGCAACUGUGCAGCCUGAUAACAUAAAACAGCCAUUGUAACUUUCACUCCUCUGGUAUGCUCACAAUCAGGAAAAGAACAGGGCAGACAUACAGUAUUAUGCACAGGCUGUGCGUAAUACUGCAUGUCUAAUGCAGACAAUACAGCAUGAGCUUGUACUUAUGUUUCGUGUUGAUAUUGUUGUCCCUUUUGUUUAAAAAUUCAACAUAAUUGGGAUAGUUCAGUUAAAUACUGUCCUUUCUGCUAUCUCACAAGCUCAAUCAUGCUCCGAUAAAGCUGCGUCUAGGAACUACUACAGAGCACACACUUCGGUAUUUUCUUUUUUAUUCGUCUUUUUUUUGUGACAAAAGAUGAAGGGCCAUAGGGCAGUUUUCUUCCAGUAAGAGAUACUUUUAUGAAAAAAGAACUAAUAAUGGAUUACUUGAACUGCAAAACCAACACAUUAUGUGGCUAGUUAAAACAAAGAAGCAAUCCAAGUACUCUCACCAGUUACUUUGUUACCCAAACACUGUUGAGUGCAGUGACAACAAACAGCUGACACUGAGGCUGUUGCAGAGGCUACUGCAGUACAUUGGUUUUGAAUUGAAAAUGGGAGCUAACAGCACAAAAAUGGCUAUGGACACAAGCCAAGUUAUCAAGUUAAUAAACCUGUAGCUAGAUAAAUCUAAACAUGAUUAAUUAUACGGAUAAAUCUAGGUUUCUUAAAAUGACAAAACAUGUUGUACUAAAGAAUUUUGACUCAAAAAGAGGCAUUCAAGGCUCAAACUUUUGGGACUCAAGCUAGAUUUGAGUAACACGCAGGUGUUAGAAUGCUGAACCAGCUUGCUGUGUCACUGAUGGUGUAGAGCUUAUCUUCUUUUUUGUUAGCUUGUUAACAUGUAAAAUGUUGAGGGAGGGGGUCAGAUAAUUUUGUUCAGGUCCUGCCCGUUGGAUACCAUGGGAAUUUCAGCUCGUAUAACAAAAAAAUGCUCCUUAAAUUAAUUGCUGGCCCUUAAUUUAAAUUGGAAAGUCAGCACCCAUCAGUGAUCUUUAGAAUCACUGCCAGUAAGAUAAAUGGAGGUUGGAAAGUUGGAUAGUUUUAAGGCUCAACCAGCCGUGCCGGUUUUUGUUUAUGGGGGUGAUGACUAUUUUGGGAGUGUCUAUGAUUUCGCACAAUCAAACAGCAGUUUAUCAAGCAGUCGGUGGAUAUAUCAGCAAACGAAGCUUCUUAUAUUAACACGCCUGCUUAAAGGGAAAAGUGUUGUUCAGUUGAGCUUUGGCUUUAUUGUAGCUUUUAUUACUGGUGACUUUUACUUGACAUUAAGUGUGAAAUGUUUGUUUUUUUGUUGUUUAGCUUUCAAGCACAAGUCAAACAUAUGGCUGUAAACUAAGAGUGCUAUGAAAAGAAAGUUGCAUCUAUAGAGAGAAUCCAGCUGCCAAACCAAAGUGUGUAUUUUCAGUUUGUGUAUGAUCUUAAAGCAUUUACCGUGGAUUAAAUUAAGAGAGGAUGUUGCAAUACCAAACAGAUUUCAAAUACGUGGCUUAAUAAAGUACGGGUUACUUUUGUUGGAAAUGAUUCAUUUUAAGUACAUAUGUUUAAUUGGCUUGUUUAGUGUUUUCUGUCGUAUGCUGUGUCAUAUUUAAUCGUUGCUUUCAAGUAUUGGCUGGAGAGCUACGUUAAAGUUGCAGCAAUACAAGCACGAUGGAUUUUAGUCUACUGUGCCUCUGGAGGUCCCUGAUUUUUAAACAGAAGGAGACAAAGAAAGGUUGUAUUAAUAGUCAUUGUUGCAGAAGUCUGCAGUUUUAUUAUUCAGGAACCCUAUGCAAGAAAGAGAGAAAUCAAUCAGAAGCCUUAUUGAGUAGAUCUCAGAGUAUUUGUCCAUCUGAGUUCUCCUCAGAGGAGUCACAGAGCGAGUCGAGUAUUAAAUGCUGCUGAAGGACGAGGUCAAAACCAGAAAGAUGUUUAGAAAAUCUCAGCUUUGUUGGUGUAUCUCUCUUGUGCUCUCUUUGUAAGAGAUUCAAUGUAUUUGACCCCUGGUAGGGUUACAAGUUAAAGGUUUUAGCUCCAUUUUACACUUUUUUCUUGUUUUUAUCUGUCUUCAGUGUGCUUGAAUAUGAGAAAAUAUUCACAUCACCGGUCUUUCAAACCGCUCAUUCAUUUGAUGUGUGUUUUUUAUGUGUGUUUUAUGAAUGCUGUGUUUUUGUGUACUGUGGAAACACGCCUGGGCUUGUUGCUCAGGCUGCCUAGCUUUGGUUUUUCUUUCUUUAUCAUUUACAGGAGAUGUAAGCAAACCUGUUACACUUUCACCUCCUUCCUUUUAGACUUGAUUCUUUGUUCAUUUGUUUUCUGAUGUUGAACAAAGCUGAAUUUGUGUUGUGUGAUUCAUUUCUAUUUAUUCUGUGUGUUCAUGGACCUAAAACAGGCUGUGUGAUUUGUGCUUAAGUGACAGUUUGUAUCAUUUUGUAAAGUAUUUCA